Medioppia subpectinata is the source of this 2971-nucleotide messenger RNA. NCBI's taxonomy places the organism in Eukaryota, Metazoa, Arthropoda, Arachnida, Sarcoptiformes, Oppiidae. The record is from the annotation of a GenBank genome assembly.
AUGUUCAUAUUUCUUUUGGACAUCUUCUCAGACGAGACGGAAUACACUGAGGAUGAGUUGUUCACCAAAAGGCAAAACGCGAGACACGUUUGCGUAGCGCUGAAGCGUUACUAUGAGGCACACCUUCUCGUCGAAGCGGAGAUACUUCGCCGAAAUACCGCCGCUUUUUCCACCUUCGAGUCCAACCUCAAGGGACAGGUGGACACCAAUGUUCCGCCCUAUAAGUCGACCCGUUAUAGCUAUGAUGUGAUUAUGGAAAAGGUUGAGACACUACUCGAACUGAUGCCCAUUAGAAUCAAUUGGAAACCAGUGGACGAACUCUUGAAAUUAAGUGGAGUUAAGCUUUUGAUUCAACUCAUUGCCGUCUCCUAUGACUGGAAUUUUACCGGAAAGGCUGAGGCUGUGAGGAGUGCAUUGGAUGUGUUGGUCGUGUGCAGCGUUACGCCUAAGUUCCAGAACGUGUUGUGCGAAAACGUUCCCGUCGGCGAAGACAACCAAAACACUGUUGGCAUUAGAAUCAUAUUAGCGGCAGCCGAAGGAGAGAUAGUGGCCGACCCCGACUGCCAGCGCUCUGCUCUCAACGUUAUAAUAAACUGUGUUUGCGGGCCAUUGAGUCGAAUCGGCGGCUCUAUUGCCAGACUUUGUGGCGGAAGUGCGAAGAAGAGGUCGUUUAGGAGUGGAGAGGAUUUGUUGACGAAAAUGUGGAAUUGUGUCCGAAGUAAUAAUGGGAUUAUGAUUUUGUUGAAUCUAAUGAUGGUUAAGACACCCAUCACUGACGCCGACUCUAUACGAGCCCUUAGUUGUAAAGCUUUGUGCGGAUUGGCCCGAAGCGAAACUGUGAGACAAAUCAUUUCAAAACUGCCACUCUUUACAAACGGACAGAUCCAGGGAUUGAUGAAAGAACCCAUUCUUCAGGACAAGAGAACAGAACACAUAAAGUUCUGUAAAUAUUGUAUUGAACUUAUCGAGAGAGUGACCGGCGCUCCCGUCGCCACCAAUUUGGAGACUUCUAUCGCUAACAUCAAUAAAGCCGAAGUGGUCGCACAGACAAGGAUUGAGUUCAACGAAAAAGAGUUAUUACAACUAAUAUAUCAUCACUUAAUGAAAAAGGGAUUAUCAAAAACGGCUCAAUUACUCCAUACGGAGGCAGAACUGCCGUCAUUUAGUUCGUCCAGAAAUGCCAUUAGUUUGUGGCCAAUAACACCCCUUUCCCACAAUCGAGUGUCGCGUCCAAUAUCGACGGCUCCCUUUCCAAGUUCUUUGUCCAACGCGACCGCAAUCAGCUGUUUAACGCCCACAUCAACGAGUGCUUUGACUCCAGUCCACACAAACAAUAUGUCGUCGCCGUCUAGUCUCCAGAAUGUCAACUCCCAGUCCCCGAGUGUUUCCAUUCGCAUACAUCGACCCAAUCCUAACAAGAGUUCGGCUAAAAGCCUAAGUGUCAGAAAACUUCAGUCAACACAUCCGUCGUCUCCUGUAAUCAAACGGCUAAACGAAAUUUCAAGUCAAACGCAAAAUGUGUCGUCUAUUUCAUUGGACUCAAUAGUAACCGAAUAUCUGCGUAAACAACACUCGCUUUGCAAGAAUCCAGUCAUUACUUGUCCACCAUUUGAUUUGUUUACUCCUCAUCGAUGUCCCGAACCAAUGCUUAGGGAUUCGGCGCCAAUCAAUAUGACUACACGUCUUCAAAGGCGUUCAAUAUUUCCUCGUUUCGGAGGUCUGAACGGCUCUAAAAUGGACCGUAAAUUCAUUUACAGCCGCUUUCGACCGAUUCGCUCCUUCAGAGACCCGGAAUCGACCAGCAGUUUCUCGAGCUGUGCUUUUUCGUAUGUGGACCAAUUCCUCUUCUUGGGCACAUUGACCGGAGAUUUGGCCGCUUUUAAUCUCCACAGCGGAACAUUGGAAGCGACCUAUACUUGUCACGAGUCGGAGAUCACUCACAUCGAGCCCUCACGAGACGGCAAACUGAUACUCACAUCUUCUUUAUGGCGCCAACCGUUGUCCUCGUUAUGGACUUUCACUGAUGUCUUCGAAUUAAAACAUUCGUUUCGCGACGACUAUUACGUAGAGUUUGGUAAACAAAGUCAGGACCGAGUGUUGGGAACAAAGGACUUUACUGCUCACUUGUAUGACUUACCGACGGGUCAAAUGAUUCAUACAUAUCAAGACGAGAACCUAUCGAAUCGAUACGUCAAAAAUAGGGCCACUUUUCAUCCGACCGAUGAUCUCAUACUGAAUGAUGGCGUCCUUUGGGACACUCGGAGCGCAACUCCUGUCCAUAAAUUUGAUAAAUUCAAUCAACAUAUUAAUGGAGUCUUUCAUCCGAACGGUCAGGAAAUUCUUUCCAAUUCUGAGAUCUGGGACAUCAAAACAUUCCAUCUCUUGAAAACAGUGCCGGCAUUGGAUCAGUGUCGAAUUAAAUUCAAUAAUAUCGGAGAUGUUAUAUACGGAGCUGUGUUCGAAGAGGAGAACUCUGAAGAAGACGAUCAGUCAAAGAGUCCGUUCUGUUCGUCGUUCCGCACAUUCGAUGCCUACGACUACACAAAUAUAGCGACCAUUGAUGUGAAGCGAAACAUCUAUGACUUGGCUGUAGAUCCGGGCGAUUGCUAUAUAGCUCUGGUCGAGAAUCAGAGCAAUCGGGAAGUGUUUGCCAAUGAGUCGGUCGCCCGACUCUUCGAGAUCGGGAGGUCUAAGGAAGACGACGACGAAGAGGACGAUGAGGACGACGACGAAGACGAGAACGAUGUCGCCGAUGAAGACACCGAUGAGGACGAGAAUUUGGACAACACUGAGGACUUUGAUCUGGAAAAUGGCGACGAGUCGGCCGAUGAUGAGAGCGACGGCGAUCACAGCAAUGACUCGGAUUCGGGCGAUUCCGAUGGUUUGGACGACGCGAUGCUUAUGCUGUCCGACCACUCGAGCGACCGAUCAAGUGAUGACGAAAUCGUGUAUCAAUUAAACGAUUGAAAUC